AUGUCGACAAUUACCAGCGAUGAGAUCGGUGAGAAGAUCUUACAGUCGUCAGAGAGUAUUACAAAGAGUUAUGCUCGGCUGCAAUUGUUGAUGGAGAACUAUUCGACCAUCGAGUUCCGUUGGAAGAAGUACAAUACUAAAAAACGCCAGAACCGGCUUGAAGAAGCAUGGCAAAAGAUGCCUAUUUUGCAACGACCUGAUCUCUGGGAGUACAACCGAACCGGCUAUGAUGGUAGUUCCGACAACCCUGCGGUAUUCAUGUGGCCUGAUAUUAGCUUGCGGGCAUUGAAGGAUGAGAACACACUUUUGGAUUUCCUGAGCGCCCGUUGCCAUGACCCACCUUAUAAUUUCCUCUUCGCCGACCGCGAGGCAGUGGAAUUUGGCGUCAUGACCUCGAAUAUUCAGCAGGAAAAUCACUUGGCUGAAACCUACGACGUCGUGUUUUGGAAUGACGCUGGCAAUCGGUACGGAGAGCUGCUGAAGCGUGACGUGGAUUGCGCAAAGACGAGGCAAAUCCGGAUGAAUGCUGGCGAUGGGCUUCUUGUUCUAGAGAGGCAACAGCGCCUGUACCGUUUUCUGGCUGACGUUGCAACCUCGUUAUGCAAGGACAUGCCCGAGGAAAGUGUACCGAAGUCGUCCCCCGAACAGCGGAACGCGAACGCAUUGUUGGGCGUCAGGAGGCACUCGUUUUAUCGGUCGCCCGUGCACUUCGAUGCGCACUCUCUACUCCAUUUCGUUGACGCACAGCUGGAUGCAGCGGAGGACCACAUGCGCGCACUGCGGGAGGAUCCCAGGUAUUUUGCCGACAUGCUCCGUGAGAGAAAGGAUCACGCGAUGGAGCACGUGGCCUGGUCACCCUCCGCCCGACCAGUCCAAGUAAAGGAAUCAUGGAAUCACACCAUACGCGUGGUGAUACGUGAAGCUUAUGCUGCCCUGGGAAUGUGGACCGCGGUGAAGGUGCAGCUACAGGCCCUAUCUCGGUUGAUGGCCGACCAUGGGGUAGGUUUGGAGCCUCACGAAGCCCUCUCCCAGCCCUUGGGGGAUGCACUUGCCAACAUGGUGUGGUUGCUGGAGCUGAUGUUUGAAAUGCCCUUCGCAACCUUUGUGGAAGUCUUGCCACCAUCACCUAUGAUGCGAGAUUCGUUCGGAAAGACGAUAACCCCAGACGGAAAGCUUCAGUUCCUCCCUACUCAGCAAGCUUGCGAAGACACAACCAAAGUCGGAAUCAUCAGAACCGUCGCGAUGCUCAUGAAUAAAGACAUUAGGAAAGACGUUGGUCUCCCCACACUCAUGGAUCUAUUCGAUACCGUUCUUUUGAAAGAUCAGGCGACCGUCAGCCUCCUGUCACCACUGGUGAUGAGGACCAUUUCGGACUUAUCUGCACUGGCAGAGUGCGUGCGCGAGAUCUUUGCUUUCCAGCCGUGGGCCAGAAACAUUAGAAGCGCACUCGAGCGAAAAGAAGCGUCUUUCCGUCAAGACUGGGAGAAAGCUAAGGCGAGAUGGCUGUUGCCAGACAAGGCGUGGAACCAGUCGGAUUUGGCUACGUCAGGCGCGCCCGUGGAAGAGCGAUUUGCCUAUCCGGUGAACCAGAAACCCUCACGCAAGCGGACGAAUGCAAUGCAACGUGCAGAAGCCAACCUCGAUAAAUUUUGGGGGAGGCGGAUCGUGAGAUCUUGGACCACCUGA
Molecule: messenger RNA, 1686 nt
Organism: Penicillium subrubescens
Lineage: Eukaryota; Fungi; Ascomycota; Eurotiomycetes; Eurotiales; Aspergillaceae
Exons: 1
Coding region: 1-1686 (561 amino acids)
Source: RefSeq, a predicted model, not a curated record